UGAAUUAUAUUAUGUACACACAAAAAGAUGGUGCUGGAACAGACGUGCUGCCGCGCUGUGUUGAGCUAUCGGCACAACCACCAACUUUAAGCUAUCCCAUGAGAUGCACUUAAGCCUUUCCAAGCUUCGUUCCAUCAGCGUUGCAUUCCAAGCUCAACACAGCAUCCGAUCCUUGGAGGUUUGGUACCCAGAGACCUAAGGUGCCAAACAUCGUUACCUAGGAAGGAGAAGAGGACUUAGCCACGGUCUGCAACAAGCUACUGAGGAAGACACUCAAUCUGUUAUUCGUUUGAGCCACUCAAGUCAAAAAAGGAGAAGUUGCAGAUUAUCAGGAUCGUGGAACCCAGACGGCAGCUGUCUUGGACGGAAAAAGAGAUUUCGGCGGAAAACUCUUUAUAUUAACUGGAAAAAACCUUGAUCCGUCCCCAGAUUUAUCAUCAUGGCCACCAGCCCAUCAUGGAAGAGACUUAAUUCCCAAGACUCCCCGGGAGGGAUCAAACCGUUCCGUCCAGCCAACCAUCAACUAAACAGGGCAGCCAGCUUUCCUCCACAAAAUGGAGCAUCCUUUCGAGAAACGGGAAUGGUUGAGAAAAUGCUAGGUUCCUAUGGUUUUAUCACGUGUUGUGACCGAGAUGGCCGUCUAUUUUUCCACGGAAGUCACUACGACGGAAAUAUGGAGAACCUCAAAGUUGGAGACCCAGUAGAGUUUGAGACUGUCCCUGACUGCCGCACUGGCAAACCCAUUGCUAGCAAGAUCAUCAAACUUAGCCCUGGCACUGUCUCCAACGAAGUCAUCUCAGAAGAGAUGUUAACGGGCCUUGUGGUGCUUGAAGCUAAACCAAGCAAGCAAAAAACACCGGCUGGUUGCCCAAUAACUGCCGAAUAUGGACGAGUAGCCUACGAAAUGAACGGCGAAAGCUUCUUUCUUGCCUACGGGAUGGAGGACAUGUACGACAAAGGACGUCCUCUCAAAAAAGGAGACAAAGUCUCUUUUUUUCUUGCCACUGACAAACGGAACGGCAACGUGCAAGCUCGGAGGAUCCGGAUGGUGGAGCCAGUUCAGGUGCCGAAAUAUCAAGGAGUCGUCUGCUCUAUGAAAGAGUCAUUUGGAUUCAUCGAGAGAGCUGAUGUCGUCAAAGAGAUUUUCUUUCAUUACAGUAGCUUUACAGGAGAUAUCAAUGACCUUCUACUAGGAGACGACGUGGAGUUUGAAGUUGGACAUAGAAAUGACAAGGAGGUUGCUGUCAACAUCAAGAAGCUGGCGACUGGCACCGUCAUCUUUGAGGACAUCAGCGAGAAAUUGGAGGAAGGCACCCUCUCCAAAACCAUCCCUCGCUUCACGACCAAGAAAAGUAACGACCCGUUCCCCGGCAAACUCAUCUACGUCCUCGAUGACGGAGGCAAACGUGAGUUAUCCUUCGGAGAUAAAGACCUUUUGAAUUCUUACACUCUAUGCGUCGGCGACAUAGUCAAGUUUAACAUUGCCACCGACAAACGAGAUCACCUACAGAGAGCCACCAACCUGGAACUUUCAGAGAAGACUUUCAAAGAAAAGGAAGCAACUGAAGUCAGAGAAACGGGUAUCGUUGCUGCUGUCAAGGAUGGGUUUGGCUUCAUCAAGUGUGUGGAUAGAGAUGCCAGGAUGUUCUUUCACUUCAAUGAGAUGCUUCACUCUGGUGACAUCCACAUAUCUGACGAAGUGGAAUUCUCUGUAAUGACAGAUCCCACCCAACCCCAGCGUCAGAUUGCCACUCGGAUUAAGAAGCUGCCCAAAGGCACAGUCACAUUCCAGAUAGUCCUAACCAAACGCCUGAAAGGAUUAGUGGACAAGCUGCCUGAUAACCUGUGGGGGCGCAGUCCAGGUAAAAAUCGUGACCAUACUCCAGAGCUGGGCAGCAUCAGUUACCGAGACAACGGAGCUGCCAAGGUCAUCAAAUUUCAUGCCAAAGACACCGAUGUACGCAUCCCUCCGGACCUGGGUGACGAGGUGGAGUUCAACAUAGCUGAGGUGAAGCGGGACGGGUCUCGUCUGGCUGUGUCCAUCGUGGUGCUGAACCGUAGCGCCAAGACCAGCAGGCGAGGUCACAUCGCCGUCUUGAAGGAGAGCUUUGGCUUUAUAGAAACAGAAGAUCACGACCACGAAGUCUUCUUUCACUACAGUGAAUUUUCGGGUGACGUGAAUGAAAUUGAAGUCGGAGACGAAGUGAGCUACUCUCUGAUCCGCAAAGGACCAAAAAUCAGUGCUGAGGAGGUCACCAGGCUACCUAAAGGAACCAUCCCUUCUAUGACCAAGAAACCGGGACUUCUCCAAGGCAAAGUCAUCCGUCCCUUGAGGAACAUUGACCCUCAGCAAGCCGAGUAUAACGGGCUCAUCAAAGUCAUCAAGGAAGAUGACAGUGAGGGUGCCGUCUACCCAUAUUGCAUCAUCAGCCUGUCGGACAAGCAUGAUUUCUUACAGAAAGGAGACCCAGUGCAGUUUCAGCUGGGUUCAUCAUCUGAUAACGGCAAGGAGUGGGCAUGCAGUGUGGUCACCAUCAGGAAGAUCCUACGCACUCACGUGGACUGCAUCAAAGGACAUUUUGGCUUCUUGAACUAUGACCCCGGAGAUGGCAAGAAGCUGUUCUUUCACAUGAGCGAGGUGCAGGAUGGUUUUGACUUACACCCGGGUGACGAGGUGGAAUUCGUGCUGAUUCAGAACCAGCAAAAUGGCCGACACAGUGCAAUCAACAUUCGUCGACUCAGUGAAAUCCAACGGCCAGGACAUCUCAGCCGUCUCAAGAGUACACCAAGUGAGGAAAAAGGCCCUCGCAUGAUAGUUACGAGGACACCCAGAGGCCCAGAUGGCACCAAGGGGUUCAACCUGGCACGCACAAUCCAAAAUGGAAACAACGAGAAGGAAAUCUAAAAA
Molecule: messenger RNA, 2908 nt
Organism: Acanthaster planci (crown-of-thorns starfish)
Lineage: Eukaryota; Metazoa; Echinodermata; Asteroidea; Valvatida; Acanthasteridae
Product: cold shock domain-containing protein E1-like
Molecular function (GO): nucleic acid binding
Source: RefSeq, a predicted model, not a curated record